Molecule: messenger RNA, 6788 nt
Organism: Aedes aegypti (yellow fever mosquito)
Lineage: Eukaryota; Metazoa; Arthropoda; Insecta; Diptera; Culicidae
Product: titin
Exons: 6
Coding region: 1793-6307 (1504 amino acids)
Source: RefSeq, a predicted model, not a curated record
CUAUAUCUUAAUUUACAAACAAAUCAUAAUAAAAUUUACUUCAACUACGACUUAUGCUACUUAGAGGAUAGCUUUUCGUACUUUCUUAUUAAAUAACUCUUAUUAACAAGCUUUUUCUUCUUCUCGUUAAUAUUCGAGCGUUUCGAGUUCUUUGAGCUACCAUCAUCUUCGUGUAAUCGAUUUAACGUAUCGGCAGUUGAGUUUAUGGACAGUAAUCCUUCUGCUCUUAGAUCCUCAAACCGCAUCCGGGCAAUUGUUCUUAUUUUGAUGUAAGUUUUCACCACCACUGCAUCAAAAUUUGGAUACUCUGCUAAAACAGCUGCCACAAGAUUUUCUGCUGUGGUGACCAACCAUGUUGGCCACAGAACGCGACCCACGAUUAGCGUCGCUCUCCAUCUUUUGGAUAUCUAUGGAACACAAUUCCACGGGUUUUUGUGUUCGCAAUCGUAUUCCCGCAAUAUUUCACUGCACAAAAUGAUGGCAUCUGAAAUUCAAAAUAAAUUUUACCUUUAGAAAAUAACUAAACUUUAUUCCACUUACCUUCACUAUUGAUUCACACGCAACAAUUUUCAAUAACACAAACAUCUCUAUGGAUACGCUAGGAACCAUCGGUGGAGAAAAUACAUAAACAUAUUGACCAGCUCGCCGACUCACCAGCUGUCACUUUUCACCCCCUCGCAGCUGACCACACCGCGCACCCACUGACUGCUUAGAUCACUGAACCUCCCUUCAAUUAAUCUUGAUGUAAAUAUUCUAAAUAUUGCAACUUUUCCCCGGAAUAUGAUUCGUCCAUCUCCAAAUGCAAAAAACUGAUCCAGGAACACCACCGAUGGAAUCUGUACGACUUCGUGGAUGAUCCCCAAUUCAUCAAGCACAACUUCCGGUAAGGAUCUUCAACCUACAACGGGUUUCUCCGCACCGUUUAAAGUGACUUUGAAAAACAGAUGUGCGCCUCCAAACAUCCGCUGAGAUGAGCAUGUGGAAAUUCAUCUGCAGCAAGGGCAGAAUAAAACCAAUUUUAUAUGAAAAUGCGGGAAAUUUGGAGCAAGGAUAUGAAAAUAAAUGCGCAAUAUACAAAGUUCACAUUGUUAAGUUUUUCUGGCCUUUGUUUACCGUAAAUAAAGAAAAAUGGCUAAUUUUAUUCAUAGCACAUGAUUUUAGAACUUUAUACGUUAUAUGUUUAUUUCCCGAAUAAUCAUUUAUCAAUAUAAAACCUGUUUAUACUAGCCAAGCUUAAUAAGCUAAAAUGCAUAGCAAUGAGUGAAUAGACCGAAUAUGGUUUUAGAAUGGUAUUUAAGCCAUUUAGUAUAAUAUUUUCUUAGCGUGUACACGCACCCUGGUACACGCACCCUGUGUGAAUGGGCCCCUUAUCAAAAAUGCGUGCAUAUCUGAGUAGUUUCGGAUUACUGUGCGGGGCUAACACCGACGACUGCUCGCUCUGCAGCGCCACCAUUCGCCGCCGGCGGCUGUUCCGCGAAACACUCGCUUCGGCUGUCCUUUUCAAAAAGCGCUGGCCGCCGACAGUCGAAAAACAAACGAACAACAGCAACAGCAUCAAGAAGUCCGUCCGUGUAACAGAAAAAAGGUCGUCGCGUUCAAGUGCGGGAAGUGUUAUUUUUAGAGGGGGAUUUUCAUUGUUUUUCCUGCGAUUUCCGCGAAAAAAGUGCGUUAAGUGAAUGCUUCCAGCUGUUGGGAAGUGAGAAGUGAUAAAAGUGAUCCGAUAAGUGCAGUGUUUGAAGGUUAAAUUUGGGUUAAAGUUGGUCCCGUUGGUCCUAUUGAAUAGCGAUUAAGCAUGAAUCGUGGAGGAGCGGUUGAAACGAAAACUCCUUUGAAAGAUGGCGGCGGGGAGUUAGGCCGGGCGACGAAAUCCGGCCGGAAAGUGAAGCGUCCGGCCCAUUUCGACGAUUCUCCGGAUGCGAAGCGAAUGGCGUCCCUGGACGAGGUGUCCCCCAAGCGGAAAGAGGUUCCGGAGUCUGUGAAGAAGUCUGCCCGAAAAACGUUACUUAAGAAUCAGCCGGAGGAAUCUUCCCCGAAGAGAAACGGAGAACCGGCUGGGGAAGUGGUGAAGAAGUCCGCCAGGAAAACGUUGAACAAGCAAGAGGCAAGAGAGGAAGAACCGGAGCCAACGCAGAGAUCGUCUCGUAAGACUAUGACGGUUGUGACCAGGGAUGAAUCUCCGGAACCGGAAGUGGCCAAGAAGUCUGCACGUAAGACUCUGCUCAAGUCGGCGGUUAAGAACUCAGCAGAACAGACACCGGAUACACCGAAGAAGGACAAACCCGCGCCGGAAACGCCGAAGAAAUCCGCCAAAAAGGCCGAACCGGAAGAAGAAACGCCGGCAGGUCCGGGAAUCUCCCGCACGGGUCGCAAAAUUAAGAUUCCUGCCCAUCUAAAGGAAUUCGAGGACGUGGUCGUGGCAAGUCCUAAGAAGGAAGUCCCGGAAAAGCCAUCAAUGGCACGCAAAUCUCUGGCGCCGGUUGCCCUCGAGAAAGAGGAAGUUGUUCCACCGAAGACCCCAGGAAGGGGAAGAUCCCUGGCAGCGCCGAAAAAGGCACCGGAACCAGAACCUAAGGAAGUAAAGAUCGAGCCAAAAACUCCUCGACGGGGAAAAUCGACAGCUUCGCUGGAAAUCGUCGAACAGGACGACCCAUUGGCGAUUCCCGCGAGUCCCCGGGAGGUAAAAUCUCCCAGGAAAGAUAAGCAAGCGGCAAAGUCUCCGGUCAAGGCUCCAAAACCGAUCGUCGAUCCACUCGAAGUGGAAGAAGAAUUGCCCGUGAAAACUUCAAGGCGAGGCAAAUCAUUGGCCGCUCCGGAAGCGGCCAAGUCCCCAGUGAAGGAAGACAAGCCUCCGGCUAAAACUCCUUCCAAGCGAGGAAGAUCGAUGGCUGCCCCGGCUCCAUCCUCUCCUCCAGUGGAGAAGCUCCCCAAAACACCCAAACAGUCCGCCGUAGCAAAACCCGUUGAGGACUUGCUUAGCUCCGAACCGGUGUCGCGCUCCGGGCGGAAAAUCAAACCCAAGAAGUACUUUGGCGAAUUCGAAGAAGAGGAAGUCGUCAUAGUAGCUGCACCGGUCAAGGUUGCUUCCCCCGUUAAAGCCGUUGUCAAAAGUUCCCCAGUGGCCAAGGCGGCUUCCCCGAAAGUCAUCGUCAAAAGUUCCCCCCUAGCAAAGAAGGAAUCCCCGGCUAGGGCCGCCGUACCGAAGAAGGAUUCUCCACCGAAGCCGAAGGCAGCUUCCCCAGUCAAGCGGCAUCAUCUGGCGGUGGAAAAGACCAUGGAACUGCCGAAGAAGCGCGCCAAACUACUGGAACCGAAGGAAGGAAGCGGAAGUGGUGGUGAUGAGGUGGACAAGAAACUCGAUGAGAUUUCGCCCAAUACGGAGGAGCGGUUGAUUACCAAGCGGGGCGUCAACGAUCACCAUCAUGCGGCGAAGGAGGAGGACGAGGAGGUGGAGGCGAUGGAGACUGCCGAGGAAGCCGUGAAAGAAACUUCACAACCCAUUACGUCCAAUGACAAGGAAGAGGAACCAACGAAAAUCGACAAACAGGCCGUCGAAGAGAACAAACCAAAGCGAGGUCGCAAACCGCUUAAGGAUUCUGCUGCAAAACCGGAAGCAGCUCCCGUUGCCGAAGAGAGCAAACCAGACGACGAACCGGAGCAGCAACCGGAGAAACCCAAGCGAGGUCGUAAAACACUUCCGGCACCGCCUUCGGAGUCAUCCGACGACGCCGAAGAAUCGGCUCCACCAAAAGCUCCAAAAACUCCCGUUGCCCGGCGGAUGACAACGGCUUUGGUAUCGGCCCCGGCCGCAGAAGACACCGGAAGCAGCCGAUCCGGCAGGAAGAUUAAACCGAAAAAGUUCUUCGGUGAAGAUGAACCGGUUUCGGCCUCUAAGCCUAAAGCUGCCGCUCCUGUGAACGGUACAGGAGGUGGCCGCGGAAGACGAAAGACACUGGCAGCCGAGCUGGACAAAGCCAGCGACAGCGUCGAGGCGAAGGAGGAUAAGGCUGAGGAGGUGGUGAUGGCGGCUCCACAAGCAGAAGUGGAAAAGUGUCCUUCUCGAGAGGAGAUUCUGGCCGUUGUUGGGGCGGUGGAUCCGGUUAAACAAGCUGAGGAACAACCCGAUGCGAAGGUGGAGGAGGAGAACCAGGAGGUGAAGAAAGACGAUGAGCCAACUCCAAUGGAGGAAGAUCUUCCGCAAGAGCCGGAACCGGAACCGAUUACCACCCCCGUCGUCGGUACGGCGCCGGAAGAGGCAGUAGCUGAGGACAUUCCCCAAACAACAGACGAACCGGAACCAAUGGAAGAAGACUUGCCCCUAGCUACCGACAAUGGCGGAGACUCCGCUUCCCUGGAGGAACCGGUUCAGGAGGGUCAAAUCGAAUCGCUCGAAUCGGAAGGCGUGCAUGACGAUGAAGCUGAACCCGUGGUCCAGGAGGAAGACGAAAGCACACUGCAGGAACCGGAAACAGUCGAGUCUACCCGGGAGGAUUUUCAAGAACACUCCAUCCCUCAGACAUCUCCGCGUCGCAGUCAGCCGACGACGGAGGAAGCCCCAAAAAGUCCUGCUCCGUUACAUGAAGAGCCACCGGCUCCUUUGGAGCAGUCCGAUCCGGAGCCGGUGCCUGUAGAGUUGGUGGAGGCUCCGGAAGUAACGGAGGUGGCUGAAGAACCGGAGAAUGAUGAGAUCGCUGAAGAUGCGAUUGAAGCGCCAGUACAAGAAACUCCCGAAGAACUCCUGUCUGCCAUCUUUGAAGAACCUGCUGCUCCGACCCCGGCUGCAGAACCCAGUCAACAAACUGCCGAAGUAUCCGCAAGUAGUAGUUUCUCGGAGGCGCUUUGCGUAGAGGAAGAGUCUGCUGAGCAAGUCGGAGUCGAGGUAGCCAAAAUUGACGAUAGCAAAGAUCAACAGCAAUACGAGUCGGUGGAAUUCCUUGAAAUGUCUGGAGCAAGUACUGUUGCCAAUGAGCCGGCAACGGUUGAAGAACUUCCGGUAGAGCACACGAAUGGUCACGAGGAUCAGAUGAAGAAUCGCAUUUCUACGCCGGAACUUGAGGAUGAUCUCGAUGAUACCGAAGCCCCGCCCAUGGACGAUCUUGAUGAUGAGAAAGAAGACGAACUGCUCGACGAUGUCUCUGAAUCAAAGGAGGCAACGUUUUCAGAGCGCGAUCGUGACAACGAGUCGAUCAUUGUAAUACCCGACACUCCAAAACCUCCCAAGUCCGAAUUCGAUGCAGAGUUCGAUCUGGCCGAUAAAUCUCCCGUUCCGCAGUCAUCGCACACAACGGUUGCCAGGGUCGAAUUGCACCAUUCACCGGUGAUCUCACAAGGAAAAGUACCGACAACUCCCAGAACUCCGGAUUCUAAGCCCUCGAAGACAUCGUGCAGUCCAGAUAAACCCGACGAUCAGGAUCAAGCCAACGUUCCCCACGAGAUCAUCGACAUUACCGAAAGCCCGAUCGCUGUAUUGGAUCCGAAAUUACAUCACUCGGAAGGCAAACCCGGCAGUACCACCAGUACUCCGUUGAGGAUGGGUACCAAAAUGACCGCUAAGGAUCGGUUGAUCCAGAACAGUCGCAAGCGAUCGCUUUCGGCCAGUGACGCUGAAAUUGUGAAGAAGAACGUCACAUUCCACAGCCCGGCCAACAGCACCAUGCUGGUCGAUACCAUCGACGAACGGUUGAAGAAGAAAAACGAAAGUGCAACCAAAAUACCCCCAGGGCACCGGAAACGUUCGCUGUCGGAACACAAAGACGCCCAGCAGGAUGGGCCAAAGCCGUCGAAGAUCAGCAAGCUGCCCAACUUCAAGAACAUCCACCAGCAGCAGUUCAGCCGGAUGGAAUCGAUCGAGGAGUUCCACAACCGGAAGGUCCAGCGCGCCAAGGAGAUUCUGGCGUCCAGCACCGUGAAGAGUCCGGCGGCGUCCGCCCUGGUCAGGAGUGCCGAGCGUCCACCCCUUCAGAAGUCGAGCAGCCUCCCGCCCAAGUCGCCCUACAAAUCCGGCAACGGAGCCAGCUCGUCGUCGUUCAAACCCGCCGUCGUCCGCCCCCUGAUCCCGAAACCCUCGGAAUCCCACCACAAGCCACUUUCCGACGCUGACCGGCAGGAGAAGCGCCAGAAACAGUUCCACGCCACCUUCAAGCCCAAGUCCCAGGAAGGAAGCGGCAGUUCGUCGACAGGUAAGGACACUCCGGACGGUGCGCACCGGGUCAUCGAACAGAGCCGGCACAAGCAGAGCCAGAUCCUCAAGGGCGUGCGAACGAACAAGCGGUUCGAGCUCAUGAUGAAGUACCGCGAUGCGCAGGAAUAGGCUCGGUUUUUUGGGUUUCGGAAUCGUUGCCACGGUCCCAGUUAGAGAUAGUGACUGCAGUUUAUUCUAGUUCGUAGGUUUAGUUCUUCAUUAGUGUUUUAUUAAUCUUUUUCCCUUCUUGUUGAAAUCCAUCUUUCUACUUACAACAUUUACCCCGCAAUUUAAGCAUAGCGAAAGUAUUCGCGACAAAAUUUUUGCAUUCAGACAGGAAACCACAAACUUUGGCUCUUUCUUGUUUUAUUGAAUUUACUUCUUACUAGUUCUUUAUAAAAAAUUGACAUUGGUACGGGAUCGUUUUUGGAGGCACAUGAAUUGACACAAGAAAUAAACAUUUUUUCAACCUGUUGCUAGCAUUUAAGAGCAUCCCCCCUUAUCUGUAGUAGUGUGUAGAUCUCAUUAGGAUCACACAAACGUGUAAAGAAAUUAACCGUAACCUAAGACAUCAUUAACCAAUAAACAGAGAAGUGAAUAAUUAUCGUAA